AUGUCAACGGACGCUCACAUUGAGAAAGUGAAAGAAUUGGUGCUCCAAAAUCUUCGACUGACUGUGCAAGAGAUAGCAGAUGAAUGUCUCAGAGAAGACGUGUUUCCCCCAGAAUGGAGGAAGGCGACUCUUGUUUUCCCGAAGAAGGGCAAAGCACCCGGAGACCCUUUUACCUACAGGCCGAUAUACCUGCUGGACGAGGAGGGCAAGAUGUUCCAGCGCAUCAUUGCCCACCAUCUCGUCCAGCACUUGUCCCUGGAGGGUCCGAACCUUCACGACGACCAAUACGGUUUCAGGGCGGACCGGUCCACCCUGGACGCGAUCCAACGCAUCCGGGAGCUAGCCCGCCACGCCGUGGAGGAUGAUGGGGUGUUGUUGGUGGUGUCGCUCAACAUCUUGAACGCCUUCAACACCCUAUUCUGGUCGGAGGUGGGACGGGUCCUCGAGUAUUAUGGGGUGCCCGUCUAUCUCCGGCAAAUUCUAUCGGAUUACUUCAGGGACAGGGACCUUCCCUUCACCUCAAAGGGCGGGGUCUCGAGCCGAAGGGUGGCUUCCCGCAAGACGCAAGCAGUUUACUUCCAUGAUGGAAGUCGCGAGGCGCCGCCACAGUCUUGGGUGAGGGUGGAUGCAGUCCGCGUCCGCAUCGGGCCACAAAUAGAAUAUCUGGGCCUGGUGCUGGACGGCCGCUGGGACUUCGGGACCCACUUCCGGCGGACGGCUCUCCGGGUCCGCAAAAUUGAGCUGACACUAGCCAGCCUGAUGCGGAACCAAGAGGGUCCGAGCUGGCACGCGUUGCGGCCGGUGUUCAUCAGGGCGAUCCGAGCAUAUAGGACCACGUCCUACAUGGCGGCGACGGCCCUGGCCGGCCUUCCCUCCGUGGAGCUCCUGGCCCGCGAACGCCAUCAGGUGUUCUGGCGGGUCAAGAAGCUCCGCGGUGAGGGAGAGACGAUUACGGUCAAGGAGGUGGCGGCCCUGAGAUCUCAGGCCAGGGACCGGGCGCUUGAGCAGUGGCAGCAGAUGCUGCACGACUCUCGGGUGCCCGGUCUCUGA
Messenger RNA from Harpegnathos saltator (Jerdon's jumping ant), 1050 nucleotides. RefSeq lists its product as uncharacterized. The record is from RefSeq and is a predicted model, not a curated record. The coding region runs from base 1 to 1050 and encodes 349 amino acids. Lineage: Eukaryota; Metazoa; Arthropoda; Insecta; Hymenoptera; Formicidae. The transcript is spliced from 4 exons.